GACACAUAUCCUUUGUUUUUUUUUUUAAAGAUUGAUCAUAGAAAACGACAGUGUAAUGCUUGCUCUUUCCUUUUCUACCGACUAUAUGGCAACUGUUACUCUCCAAGGUGUUCGGUAGUCCAUGGGCAGUUGCGCUGUUACGCCCGUCGUGGAAGGACAUUAUUAUAGCCUUUACAAUGACCGGAAGACGAAGAAUUCUGAAUAUAAAUGAAAAUGAAAUUCAAGAAUACUUAUUUGGCGACACCAGUGACACGGAAGAUGCUCUAAAUCUUGAUGAGGAGGACAUUGGCUUUCUUGAAGAUGAUAUUGAGACAAUGAAUACUUGUGGAGAUGAAGAUUCUACAAUUAUAAUUGAUCCUGCCGAUUCUGGGCAGAUUCCUGAGACUGUGGAUCAAGCACCUAAUUCCAAGAAUAAUGAAGAGGACUCUCCUUCCACCUCGUCAUUAACUUCUGUCAACAUCACUAACUUCAGAUGGAAAAAAAUGGAUGCUGAGAAUGCUGAAAAACUUUUUGCUGUUUCAAGAGACACAAAAGAUGAAAAAGAAUUUGGUCAUAUUCUUAUUGAUACAACAGACGAUCCUAGUCCAUACGAAGUUUUUGGCAAAGUAGCAAAGUUUGAUGAGUUUCUUUGUGAUGUAGUCAUUCCAGAAUCUAAGCUCUAUGCAUCCCAGAAAGGCCAUGUUUUUGAUAUUGAAAUUGAUGAACUAAGAGCUUUUUUUGGGAUGAACAUUGUUAUGGGAUAUCAUGUACUUCCUUCAUAUAGAGACUACUGGUCAAGUGAUCCUGAUUUAGGGGUACCAUACAUUGCAAAUGUCAUGCCACUAAAGCGAUUUGAGGAAAUCCGAUCUAUGCUGCACUUCAAUAAUAAUGAUCUAAUGAAAAAGCCUACUGAUCCCAUGUAUGAUAGAUCUUUCAAGAUAAGACCUGUAUUGAAACACUUCAACGAUGCAUUUUUGAGUGCUCUCUCCCCAACUAAAUAUCAAACAAUUGAUGAGCAUAUGAUAAAAUUCAAAGGCCAAAAUGCAAUGAAGCAAUAUGUGAAAGGUAAGCCUGUAAAAUGGGGAUUCAAAAUGUGGUGCAGGUGUGACUCUAAAUCGGGGUAUUUGUUUGAGUGUGAUCUGUAUACAGGAAAGAAAUGUAGUAAACCUGAGCAUGGCUUGGGAGAAGGAGUAGUUUUACAGCUAACAGAAAAAAUCAAAGGACUUGGUUGUCAAGUGUUCAUUGAUAACUUUUUCAAUUCUCCAUUACUGCAAGCUUUGCUUCACAAAGACAAAAUACUUAGUGCUGGAACAGUUCGUCAAAAUCGCAAACAUGUACCCAAGGCACAGGUUCCACAAGAUAAAAACAUGAAAAGGGGCGAUAUUGCUUGCUUUGCCUCUAAUGAUGUGUGCUAUGUGAAGUGGAUGGAUAACAGAGCAGUCCAUAUGGUUUCCAACUUCCUUUCUCCUUUCCCUAUUCAUGAAGUAAAGCGAAGAAAAAAAGGAUCAAGUGCUAAAGUAUCAGUAAGCUGCCCAAAUGUAAUAAAACAAUAUAACGCAAACAUGGGUGGAGUUGAUAUAAUGGACCAGAAGAAAGUGACAUAUCAGAUGGAUCACCGAUCGAAAUACAAAUACUACCUUAGGCCUGUAUUUGAUCUAGUUGACAUUGCAGUCAAUAACUCAUUCAGUGUGUACACAAUGAUGUCAGAAUCACUGUUUCCAGAAAUUGAAAAGCUUGAUGCUAAAACAUUUCGAAGAAUUGUAGCUAGACAGCUCAUAGGAAACUACACAAACCGAAAGAGAGCAAUACCUAAAACUUCAAUAGCGCAUAAUUCAAAAAAGGCUCGCCUCUCUAACGUGAGAUUCAGUGUAGGUCAUUCCAUGGAAAAAGUAGAUGAAAGACAGAGAUGUAAACUUUGCACCAAAAGGAAAGUUCAGAACAGAACUAACAACAAGUGUGUUGAAUGUGGUGUAUACUUAUGCUAUGUGAAAGAUAGAAACUGUUUCAAGCUGUACCAUGAAGGAUCAUAGAAUAAGUAUGGAUAUAUAUCACUGAAUAGAUAAUUUUCUAUUUUUAGUUCAAAAGAAAAUUUUAGUUGAACUGCAUCUUAGGAAACUGUUCCAAAAAUAUGUAAAUGUUGUAGGAAAAAGUGUGUCAUGUUCGUAAAAUAAUGUCAUUUUUUUCAUUUUUUUUUUAAUUUUCUAUUCUCAAUAUCUAGUAUUUCUAUAAAGAAGGAAAUAAAUAAAUAUAUGUUUAGUUUUUUCAUGCUCCUUUCCCUUAUAAUAACGAUAAUUCUUUUAUUAUAAUACAAUGGGAUUCCAUAUGAGAAAAUUUCUCAAGGCGAUUACUGGUACAUAUAUGUACCAUGCACUAAUAUCACUAUUUAUGUAAAAUUUUACAAUAUUAUCACAUA
This is a messenger RNA of Eriocheir sinensis (Chinese mitten crab), 2392 nucleotides long. Its product is annotated as piggyBac transposable element-derived protein 4-like. NCBI's taxonomy places the organism in Eukaryota, Metazoa, Arthropoda, Malacostraca, Decapoda, Varunidae. The coding region runs from base 177 to 2009 and encodes 610 amino acids. The record is from RefSeq and is a predicted model, not a curated record. The transcript is spliced from 2 exons.